AUGCAAAACACUAAGAUUAAAGUCAAAACUAUCGGGCAUUAUCAUCGUGAUAAGGAUAUGAAAGUGGAACUUGAUUUACGGCCGAAGCGAUUAAAUGAUAACAGAAGAUAUAUUGAUUAUAAGGAAGAACAUAUCCCUUUCGUAAAAGUGGAUAUCGAAGUUGCGGAUGCUGGAGCAGGAGAACAUAAAAUGGAAUCUCGUCUGGAAUAUAUUAAACAAAGGCCAUGGAAAGCAGAGGAUCAACCAGAUUUUGUUACGAAUAAGAAUCGUUUGAAAUUUAUUGCUGCUGAAGAUUACGAGAAUAUCGAAGUUCAAUUGAAUGGGAUUUUUUAUAGUGUCGGAGCUAUUUUUGAACAUUUUUUGGCCGCUGAAAAUCCGCUGGAAAAUCAAGAGAUUGGAGGACAUGGAACUGUUAGAAAAGCAGUAUUCAUAGCUGAUAUCCCAACCAGUUUCGAUGAGAAUUCCGAGAAGUUUAAAGUGAUGUAUGCAAUUGAUGAUAAAAAUGAACACGUAGAAUUGAAAACGGUGAAACAUGGAAUGACUUUUGCCUUUUGGACGAAACUGAGUAGCAUUGCUUACUGGCAAGCAAUAUUCAGCAACGUCUCUACAAUGAUCAUUGGCUCUCGAACUGGAACUAGUGAAUCAUCUGAUUGUAAUCCGCCGAAGAACUAUCCGCCGUACUCACUUUAUCAGGUGAGGAGAGUGACACAUGGUCUUCUUCCCAACAGACUCAAUGGAAACAGGCGGUACUUUGAUAUUCCAGCGUUAAAAGUGCCUCAUCUGAAUCUGAAUAUUGAAGUCACAGAUUCUGGAGCAGGCGAAUUAAAAAUGGAGUCUCUUCUAGAAUAUAUCAGACAAAAAGGGUGGCCAAAUGGAGAGAAACCAAACGUUGUGACAAACAAGCAACUUCUGAAAUGUAUUGCAUCUGAUGAUAUCGAUAAUAUUAAAAUUCAAAUUGUUCAAUUGGGCGGUGUCAUCUUCAUGCUGAAAUCAAGUGAAAAUUACACUCAAAACGCUAAUUUUGGAAAAAUAUUUGAACAUUUUAUGACGAAAACAACGGGAGAUGAAAGCAUUGAAGAAGAUGAAGAAGUUCGAAAGGCUGUGUUCAUUGCUGAAAUUCCGAAAGACGCUGGAUCAGAUGGAAAGUUCAAAGUCAUGUAUUCAGGGGAAAUUGAUGCAAUUGAUGAUUUGAAGCAGCAUUAUGAAUUGAAAGUUCUCAGUGGUGGUUUGAACGACUACUUCUGGAAAAACAGGAGUUGCUCAUAUUAUUGGCAAUCAGUUUUCAGCAAAGUUUCAACAAUAAUAGUUGGUUCCAGGACAGGAAAAUGUCCGAAUGAUUACAAGACGUUGCCUCCAUUCAACCUCCCAGAAUAUUCUCUAUAUGAGGUCAACAAACUAGAAGUUCAAACAAUGCCAAUGAGAGCUGCUAUAGCUGUCAACAAUCCAAAGAACAAGUUGUACAAGAAUGAGCCUUUACCAAGAAACGCUGACUGGAAAGUUGAAGCAUGUGAAGAAAAACUCCAACAAUUCCUUGGAUUGGUUUCAAAAACGUUGAAGAAAAACGGUGAUUGUUUUGUGUUUUCAAAAAAGAAAUCAGAUGAUUCGUGGACAGUUAUUGAAAUUGAGCAGAGAGAGGCUUGGUUUUCUUCCUUUGUAUUAAACCGCUUGAGAUUCAUAGCCUCCACUUCGUCGACCACUUCAUCUGAAACGGCUGGAAAUACUAGUAUGCGACCAACUUCAUCAAACCUAGAAGCUUUGUUGAUUCGGAGCAUGCCAAUCGCUUCAAUAACCGCACCGCGUAGAGCACCGCGUAAGUAUCUGAUUCCUCUCAGCCCUGAGGUGAUUGUGAAUACAACUACAACACCUGCUCAAGAAAUGACUACAAUGUCGAAAACUGAGGACAAGAUGACACAAACAAUUAACGAAACACUCUCAACAAUGAAUCUAACAGAAGUUCUCUUGACAAUAAGCACAAGGCCCAAAUCAAAAAUAGUUUUCAAUGCUCCGUUUGAUAGAGCCAACGUGAACCGUCUAGAAAUCACCAAUCCAUCGAAUGCAAUUAUUGGUUUGAAGAUCAAAUCCAAUAUUCGAUACGUUGAAAUUCAUGAGAUGCCUUUCAUCCUUAAGCCAACAACAUCUACAAUCUUGGAAAUGAGUUUUGAAGCUGACAGCUACUUCAAAGAAAUGAACAAAGUAUGUCCAGAUGAUCAGUUUUCAAACAAUAUCAUGAUCGAAUGGAUCAAUGUUUCUGCACAUAUAGAUAAAGAAUCCUAUUUGAAAUUGUUUGCAACAGAUGGAUUAUUUCGUCGUAAAUAUAUUCGAGUCGAAUUUAAUCAAUAA
Molecule: messenger RNA, 2340 nt
Organism: Caenorhabditis remanei
Lineage: Eukaryota; Metazoa; Nematoda; Chromadorea; Rhabditida; Rhabditidae
Exons: 7
Coding region: 1-2340 (779 amino acids)
Biological process (GO): NAD-cap decapping; nuclear-transcribed mRNA catabolic process
Cellular component (GO): nucleus; cytosol
Molecular function (GO): mRNA 5'-diphosphatase activity
Source: RefSeq, a predicted model, not a curated record